AUGCCAAAACUACAGCUAACCGUCGUCGAGUCGCCGCGCAUCGUCCGGCCUUCAAGACGGCGCUCAGUUCAAAACUCCCUUCGAACCAUCUUUCUCUCCGCGAACAACUCCCAGCUGAAGGCCCACCAUCUUCUUCCCCCUGUAUCCUCAAAUCCACUUCAGAAAAUCGUACCGAACCGGCGUGCCUUCUCCGCAUUAGCAUGCCGCUUCUCUUCUCCGUUAAUACAGAAACACGCCCUUCUCCUCCAGCAAAGUAACUCUUCCAAAGCACAGAGCGCUACUUCCGAUCCGGCGCCGAUAAGGCAUAAUGGCGUCUAUGUUGCGACGUUUAACCCUGCUCGACGAGCAUUCCAUGAGACUGCGGUGACACGGAAGGAUCACCAUUUCGAUACUCUCAAGGUUGUCCAGCGGUUGAAGAGUGAGGGGUUCAGUGACGAGCAGGCCGUGGCUCUUAUGAAGGUUAUGACGGAGGUUAUUGAAGAGUCGAUGCAGAACCUAACGCGGGCGAUGGUGUCUAGGGAAGAUGCUGAGCGUUCAACGUAUACCCAAAAAGUCGACUUUGCCAAACUCCGGUCUGAGCUGCUAAAUUCAGACUCAACAGAAGCACAACUUACCCGUUCAUCGCACGACAAGAUAGCAGGAGACCUGGCUAAACUCAACUCCCGAUUACGAGACGAGAUAGGUCGAACCCAGGCCUCCGUCAGACUAGACCUAAACCUUGAAAAGGGGAGGAUCAGAGAAGAGUCGAAUAGCCAAGAGAUGCGUAUCAAAGAAACCGAGACUAGGAUAGAGCAGGAAGUAGCCGGUGUUAGGGAGAGAGUGGAGGCUGUAAAGUUCUCAACUCUACAGUGGUUAAUGGGUGUAUGCACGGGUACUGCGGCCCUGAUACUCGGUGCCUGGCGUUUAUUGAUGUAG
Messenger RNA from Arthroderma uncinatum, 915 nucleotides. RefSeq names its product DUF1640 domain-containing protein. Bases 1 to 915 code for a protein of 304 amino acids. Gene Ontology annotation, cellular component: mitochondrion. The record is from RefSeq and is a predicted model, not a curated record. NCBI's taxonomy places the organism in Eukaryota, Fungi, Ascomycota, Eurotiomycetes, Onygenales, Arthrodermataceae. The transcript is spliced from 3 exons.